Molecule: messenger RNA, 1655 nt
Organism: Cuscuta campestris
Lineage: Eukaryota; Viridiplantae; Streptophyta; Magnoliopsida; Solanales; Convolvulaceae
Source: the annotation of a GenBank genome assembly
UAGGAAAGAAAUGAGAAUGAAUACGGUGCGUCCAAUCUGUACCUGCCUGAACUAUCGCAAGAGGGCUUUUUAGUAUUUUCCUCACAAUUUAUUAACUAUACGCAGUUCCCAUUCGAUAAUAGCAGGCCCGAUGAAUUUUCUUUCCACAUUUCUCUCCCAUGUUCAGAAGUAAACUCCGGAUUUCUCUCCCACCGAAUCAACCACGUUCUCUCUUUCUUUGUUGAAAUGGAGAGAUCUUCGAUCUUCAUCCCUACGAUAUCUGCCAGAAUCCUCACUGCACUUUUCGUUUCCAUUGGUCCGAUUGUUUCUCAGUUUCUAUUCACCGUUUACACAUCCAAUUUUUCCAUGGAUUCAGAUGAUGGUUCAUCAAUGCAAACAGACCAACCAUUUCCGGAACAGGGAUUUGCUCCACCAUGUCCAGACGAGUCCAAACCUAGGGUCGGUAUGCUUUUUCUAAUUAUAGAAGAUGGAAUUGCAUUCUACAAUAAUUAUGCAGCGUUGGUUGGUUUUGACACACGGAAAAGCACUUCAACGAAGUCACGGGAUGGUGUUAUUGUUUGGCAGUAUGUUGUUUGCAACCGGGAGGGUCGAAAAAAUGUUUCUUCCAUGCCCAGGCCACUAGCACAAGACCGUGAAGAUUCAGACCCUAUUCCCAAAAAAAAGAGGAGAUGCAUCUCAAACCGUAUUGGAUGCAAGGCACGAGUGACAUUGAGACUAUCUGGCAAUGUUGGAUAUUCCAUUGUAUUUUUCGAAGAACACCACAAUCACCAUAUGCUGUCCGCUCCCUGUAGGCCAUUUUUGAAACUGAAUAGGAAUCUUGACAUUGGACACAAGAAAUUUAUCUUGAAUUGUGCAAAGGCCAAUAUUGGUACAAUGAAGUCUUACCGCCUGUUUAAAGAAUCUGUAGGUGGGUAUGACAACAUUGGAGCUACCGCAGUGGAUUUCAAGAACUUUAAGCGAGAUCUUAAAGCUUACAUAGCUGGUGGUGAUGCACAAAUGGUCAUUGACAAGCUUUUCAGGAAGCACGAAACAUGUUCUGCAUUUUUCUUUGAGUAUGAUGUCGAUGAAAGUGACCAACUUACAAGGCUAUUCUGGUGUGACCCCGUUGCUAGGAAGAAUUAUUCGUUGUUCGGGGAUGUUGUCUCAUUCGAUGCAACUUACGAGACAAACAGAUACAAUAUGAUUUUCGCUCCAUUCACGGGCGUAGACAAUCACUGUAAGUGCAUUACUUUUGGGGCUGGUUUGCUAACUAGGGAGGAUGACGAGUCAUAUUCAUGGCUAUUUCGUUGUUUCUUAAAUGCUAUGGGAAAUUCCCCGAAGUGCAUCAUCACUGACCAAGAUCCUUCAUUGCGAGGUGCAGCCCAAAAGUUUGAAAGUGCUAUGGACUCUCAACGGCAUAAAAAUGCUGACUUGAAUGCUGAUGAUGAAGCUUGUUACCCUGAAUUCAAGACUCCGCUGGACAUUGAGCACCACGCAGCAUCUGUUUACACAAUAACAAUUUUCUACGAGGUACAAAUGGAGAUAUCCGAAGCUUGCUUUUCUUGCCGUGUACUUCAUGUCGAUGAACUAGAUUAGAUGGCCAACAGAGCAUACCCCUUAUUAAAAACGUCGGCAAAACACAACGACGUGUCACGUAUUAAAUCUACCGUCAUUUG